This is a messenger RNA of Enterobius vermicularis (human pinworm), 1002 nucleotides long. Lineage: Eukaryota; Metazoa; Nematoda; Chromadorea; Rhabditida; Oxyuridae. The record is from the annotation of a GenBank genome assembly.
AUGAUGGAUGAUUUCGGUAAUUUGCUGACGUCUUCUACUGCAUCUUUGUGUCUGAUUCGAUUCAAGAAACACACUGUUUUAGAGCCAUGUUAUGCACACGACAGCUGCGCCUCUGAAAAGAAGUGUCUGAUGACAUACGGGAAGCCAGAAAAUUCGCAGGCCAGAAUUAUCACAAGAAAACAGUCUACAGUGCAAUCGGUUUUGACUUCAGCGCAAUAUGGUUCUCUUUCGUCCCUCUGCAGCACUUUGAUACUGCAACCACUGGAUCGCUUGAAAACUUUAUCCCAGCAGGACACUGGCCGUCGAGUUAGCGCUUUCACGAACGCAAGGCUGGUAGUUCAGAGGCAUGGUGUUAUUGAUCUAUGGCGAGGAUCUGUACCAACAAUACUGAGGGUCGUCCCUGGCGUUGCAUUAUAUUUUGGUUUCCUUGAACUUGGUCAGAAAUACAUCGCUCAGUCUGAACAUCCACUUACAGAGAAUUUUCUGUUGGGAUUUGUUUCUAGGUCUUUUGUGGCUGUAACUUUGAUGCCGGCUACAGUUAUCAAAACACGUUUUGAGAGUAACAUCUAUAGAGAUGAAAGCAUUUAUGGAGCUGUUAAGCGUAUAAUGAAAUCUGAUGGUUUCCAAGGUUUGUUUAAGGGCGUUAUACCUACUGUUUUACGUGAUGCUCCGUUUUCUGGUAUUUAUCUAGCUUUUUAUCGACAAAAUAAAAAGUUAUGGGAGAAACAUUUUGGCCAAGUUAAGGCUCUAACCCGCUUUUUCUGUGGGAUUAUGGCAGGGGUUUUCGCAUGCGCGGUUACUCAACCCUUUGAUGUCACUAAGACACAGAUGCAGCUCUAUCCAAAUCGUUUUUCAUCGUCAUUGCAGGUUGUUCGCUCCAUUCACAAGACUGGUGGCUGGCUUGCCUUUUUUAAAGGGUUUAUAUUAAGAUCAUCAAGAAGGACUGCAAUGGCAGCUUUGAGUUGGACUAUUUUUGAUGAGGCAAGUUCCUUCGUCGGUUAA